AACCCACAAUGUAUUGAAUGCGACUGCGACGUCCAACGGUACCUGCAUACACUUUUAUUGUUCAGGGACGAAUACAGGCCGUCCGAUCAGCAUCGGGGAGCUAUCCACCGUCAGAAGAAUAUUAAAUGCUCCCACCAACUCGCUUGAGCUUCUCCUCUGUUUCUCCCUCCCCUCUUUUUCCUUCAUUUCAUUGCUGCUACAUACAGACAGCUACCCAACCCAGUGAAGAUUUGAGGCUUUGAGCUACCAUCUCCGCCGCCGCAGCUGGUAAAUCUAAGCUAAACCGGUGUCAUUUUGUGCAAAUUUUAGUAUUGGAGGGAUGACUCUGUUGUGCUUAUUGAAUUAUGUCGAUAAAAAAUUAGUGGUUUUGCUGUUAUUUUUCUAUUUCUUUUCCAAAGCAACGAGCUUGGGAUCAAUGUCGUCCAUCGGCAUUUCUUAUGGCGAAAACGGGCCCGUGUUCUGUGGGCUAAAAUCUGACGGUUCUCAUAUGGCUAAUUGCUACGGCUCCAACCCUGCUAUCAUUCAUGCAACGCCAAAGCAUUUGGCGUUUCUUGGUUUGACCGCCGGCAAUGGCUUUGUUUGUGGGCUUCAGAUGGAUUCAAAUAAGCCCUUUUGCUGGGGGAGCACUGGUUUUAUUCCAACCGGCGUGCCUCUACAAAUGACUAGGGACUCAGAGUACUUAGAGAUUAGCGCUGGAGACCACCAUUUGUGCGGAUUGAGAAAGCCCCUCGGGGGGAAGUUGAGGAACACUACUUUGGUUGAUUGCUGGGGUUACAACAUGACUAAGAGCUACAAUUUUGAUGGGCAGAUCCAAUCUAUCUCUGCGGGUUCUGAAUUUAAUUGCGGUUUGUUUGCUCAGAAUAGGAGUGUUUUCUGCUGGGGUGAUCAGACCAGCAGUAAUGUGAUAGGGCUGGUUCCCAAGAACCUGAGAUUUAGAAAGAUUGCAGCAGGAGGCUUCCAUGUUUGUGGGAUUUUGGAAGGGGUGCAUUCUAGAGUGGUUUGUUGGGGGACGAGUUUGGAUCUUGAAGAAGAGAUUUCUGUUGGCUCAGUGAUGAACUCUGGGCAGCUUAAUGUGGAUUUAGCUCCUGAGGAACCUAUGCUGUCUGUAGUUGGAGGUAAGUUUGAUGCAUGUGGAAUUAGAAGUUAUGACAGAGGCGUUGUUUGCUGGGGUUUCAAAGUGGAGAGCAGUACGCCGCCGCCUAAGGGUGUUAAGCUUUAUGAGAUUGCUGCUGGGGAUUACUUCACCUGUGGAAUUUUAGCUGAGACCUCUCUUAUGCCCGUUUGUUGGGGUUCUGGAUUUCCGUCUGCACUGCCACUGGCUGUUUCACCUGGACUUUGCAAACCAACGCCUUGUUCGCCGGGGUUUUAUGAGUUUAACAAUGCAAGUGCGCCGUGCAAGUCUUCUGGCUCUCACAUCUGCAUGCCCUGUAGCAAUGGUUGUCCUCAAGAAAUGUAUCAGGUCUCAGAAUGCAGUUUGACAUCGGAUAGGCAGUGUGGAUAUAACUGUUCAGGUUGCACUUCAGGUGAAUGCAUCAGUAGUUGUCCCAGUGCUGCUGUUACUGGAUACAAGAAUGACAAGUUUUGGUCGCUGCAAUUGCCAAUCAUAAUCGCGGAGGUCUCCUUUGCUGCAUUCUUGGUGAUUUCUGUUUCUUUGACAGCUGUUCUGUACGUUAGAUACAAGUUAAGGAACUGCAGGUGCUCUGUCAUUCCCAGUAAAGGUAGUAAAAAUGGUUCUUUUCAUAAGGAAAGUGGGAAGAUUAGGCCAGAUUUGGAUGAGCUGAAAAUUAGGAGGGCUCAGGUUUUUGCUUAUGAGGAACUCGAGAGAGCCACUGAAGGGUUUAAGGAAGAGUCACUAGUGGGAAAGGGGAGCUUCUCAUGUGUCUUUAGAGGUGUAUUGAAGGAUGGCACGAUAGUUGCAGUGAAAAGGGCGAUUGUCUCCCUGGAUGUGAAGAAGAAUUCAAACGAGUUCCACACAGAGCUAGACUUGCUUUCCAGGCUAAAUCAUGCCCACUUGCUGAAUCUGCUUGGCUACUGUGAAGAAGGUGGAGAGAGGCUUCUGGUUUACGAGUUCAUGGCUAAUGGUUCACUGCACCAGCAUCUCCAUGGCAAUAACAAUGAUCUGAAAGAGCAAUUGGAUUGGGUGAGAAGAGUGACCAUUGCUGUUCAAGCUGCUCGAGGGAUUGAAUACCUUCAUGGUUAUGCCUGUCCCCCUGUAAUUCACCGUGACAUAAAGUCUUCAAACAUUCUCAUAGAUGAAGAGCACAAUGCACGUGUUGCAGACUUUGGCCUCUCUUUACUCGGACCUGCCAAUAGUAGCUCUCCAUUGGCUGAACUGCCGGCCGGAACUCUUGGAUAUCUUGACCCUGAGUAUUAUAGGCUUCAUUACCUUACAACCAAGUCUGAUGUUUACAGCUUUGGUGUUUUGCUGCUGGAAAUCCUCAGUGGUCGGAAGGCCAUUGAUAUGCAGUAUGAAGAAGGAAACAUUGUUGAAUGGGCUGUCCCUUUGAUCAAAGCUGGUGAUAUAGAUUCCAUCCUGGAUCCAGUUCUGAAACCUCCUCCAGAUCUUGAAGCUCUUAAACGAAUUGCUAAUAUAGCCAGUAGAUGUGUGAGGAUGAGAGGAAAGGAGAGGCCGUCAAUGGACAAAGUGACUACGGCUUUGGAACGUGCCCUUGCUUUGUUGAUGGGUAGCCCUUGCAACGAGCAGCCUAUAUUGCCUACUGAAGUGGUGUUGGGAAGUAGUAGAUUGCACAAGAAGUCCUCUCAGAGAUCGGGAAACAAAUCAACCUCAGAAACAGAUGGGGCGGAUACAGAGGAUCAAAGAAUUGAAUUUAGAGCUCCAUCAUGGAUCACGUUCCCUAGCGUGGCUUCAUCGCAGAGGAGGAAGUCGUCUGUUUCUGAAUCAGAUUUGGAUGCAAAAACCUCAGAGACAAGACAUGCAGGAAAUGGGAAUGGAAAUGGAAACACGGUUGGAGAUGCAUUGAGAAGUCUAGUGGAAGAGAUCGGUCCGGCUUCUCCUCAAGAGCACUUGUUCUUGCAGCACAACUUCUAGCUACAAGUUGAAGGUGCAAUUGCUAAACUCUAGUUCCUGUAAUCAAAGAGAGACAUGUUGAUGUGAUAGCUGCCACUGCUUGUGGAGUAAGUCUUCCAUUGUAACUUAUGUGUAUCAACCAAGUAUGGCAUUUUUUAUGCAGAGUACAUAACAUAGUAAGAUGUUGUCGUCAUUCUUUCAUUGAUGUUUUGUCUAAAAAAACAGACUUGCUUGUUUUGAUCAGAUUGGACGUCGUAAAAUUCUCAGACAAAUCAAUGUAUCCUUAACCAGCAGCAAACUCCACCUUCACCCCAACUUUAAAGAUAUUAUCUGCUUAUGAAUUACUGCAAUUUAUUCCGUGUGGGAUAUGUAUAUCUUGCCAGUAUCAGGAGGAUCGUUGCUUGAACUUCUUGUUGCCUGAAUUGUAGAGGAGAUG
Molecule: messenger RNA, 3464 nt
Organism: Andrographis paniculata
Lineage: Eukaryota; Viridiplantae; Streptophyta; Magnoliopsida; Lamiales; Acanthaceae
Product: serine/threonine-protein kinase-like protein ACR4
Exons: 1
Coding region: 320-3049 (909 amino acids)
Biological process (GO): protein phosphorylation
Molecular function (GO): ATP binding; protein kinase activity; protein binding
Source: RefSeq, a predicted model, not a curated record